This is a messenger RNA of Piliocolobus tephrosceles (Ugandan red Colobus), 2523 nucleotides long. RefSeq names its product presequence protease, mitochondrial-like. NCBI's taxonomy places the organism in Eukaryota, Metazoa, Chordata, Mammalia, Primates, Cercopithecidae. Gene Ontology annotation, molecular function: metal ion binding; metalloendopeptidase activity. The record is from RefSeq and is a predicted model, not a curated record. Gene Ontology annotation, cellular component: mitochondrial matrix. Bases 53 to 457 code for a protein of 134 amino acids. Gene Ontology annotation, biological process: protein processing. The transcript is spliced from 3 exons.
CCUAAGUCGGGUUAAGUGGGGUCCCUCGCCAGCCCCGCGCUGAUCAUACCCCAUGUGGCACUGUGGUGCGCAGCGGGGUCUAUGUGCGCUGAGGCUGCUGAGUGGCGGACAUGCACACCACAGAGCGUGGCGAUGGAACAGUAACCGGGCUUGUGAGAGGGAUCUACAGUAUCAACUAGGAGACAAGAUCCACGGAUUCACUGUAAACCAGUGUGCAGUUCCCGUGCAGUUCCGCACCACUCCCAUGGACAGUACCGGUGUUCCUCACAUUCUUCAGCAUACCAUCCUUUGUGGUUCUCAGAAAUAUCCGUGCAGAGACCCUUUCUUCAAAAUGUUGAACCGGUCCCUCUCCAUGUUCAUGAACGCCUUCACAGGUAGGACCAGCAUCCUGAACGAACACCGCGUUUGGGUUUGCCAGGCACCCACUGGAAUUCAGUUAGUUUCUGAGAAGGGAUGAGAGGAGUGGGCAAUUAAUGUUCUAGGAUAAUUUUUACCCCUCUCUAGUUAAAGGACGUUAGAAAUUUCAUCCUUUAGGAAAGCCGCAUGGUAGCGAGAUUAUAAAAACUAGUGUUUUAAUAAAAGGCAAGUGAACUUUUCCCAGAAAGGUUGAAAACAAUUUUCUCUUGGGGAUAUCGCUACAAUGCCAGGCCUCCAGAGUUACCACUAACUUUAAUGUUUGACUUUUAGUAAGGCUGACGCUAGUGGAGAGGGUGACAAUGAACAGUGCACUCUGUGAAGGAGUUUCAUCGAAGAGCAGGUUAAAUCCACGCUCUUACAGAAUGAGGUUGUCUUUAUAGACGUGUGAAGGUCUCUGGAGACACUUGAGAGAGUUCAGAUGUUCACUGAAGAAAGCCCUGGUGCCUGUCGAGUGCAGAUCCUGAGACGGGAUGGGAAAGCCGGCACUUGGGGUGAUGAGUUGGGACAGCUGCUGCGGUCGGGGGCCAGAGCAUGGAGCCACUGCCCCAUCUCAAGAAUAACUGCAACUUACUGUCCUAGGACAAAGGGGAAAUGAGGCUUGAGAUUCAAUAAUUUUAGUAGAAAUCUGUUAAAUUUUACAAUUUCACUUUUCAUUUGUACCCAGCUAGUGAUUAUACUCUGUAUCCAUUUUCCACACAAAAUCCCAAGGACUUUCAGAAUCUCCUCUCGGUGUAUUUGGACACCACCUUUUCCCCAUGUUUACAUGAGCUGGAUUUCUGGUAUGUCAUGAGUGAUUAACUAGUUGAUGCAGACUUUAGCAUUUGAGUCACUGUCAGCUUAUAAUUAUUUGUCCUCAGGCAGGAAGGAUGGCGGCUGGAACACGAGAAUCCUAGCGACCCCCAGAUGCCCUUGGUCUUUAAAGGAGUCGUCUUUAAUGAGAUGAAGGGAGGGGUUGUAAGUUUUCUUCCUUUUUUAUGUUGUGUUCAGCUUACCUUACCCAUGUACAGUACCAUGAUAUAGACACAUCUGGAAGAUGGUUGAUUUUUAUUUAACAUUCUCAUUAUAGGUGACAUGUCCUUGGAUUAGCUGGGGUCAGUGCUGUGAGCAGAAGCCAGGGGGCAGCGGGGCCAGGCUGCUGUCUCAGACCGUGUCUCAGACCAUGUCUGACGACCCCCGUGUAUGAUCUGCAGCAGGAGAAACGCUAUUUUCAUACCACUAUCAACACAUUGUCUUUUUCACUCAUUCUUGCCCAAGUCCAUGGUGUACUUUCUAGAGGCUGCGUGGCGAGGUGUGUGACACGCAGCAAGCUGGAUACAGAGCAGAUGGGGGAGUCCAGCUUCACCUCUGAGCCAGACACUACAGAGGUUUGCAAAAAAGGCAACACAGCAUCACUCUAACUAGUCAGUUUUUCACUUUGUUAUGAGAGCCAUUUGGGACAAAGGACAGUUUCAGUGUCUUUCACUCCACGCCCAAACUACAGAUUGUCCUUAUAGCUCAGGUAUCCUGGGGAUACCUGACGGGAAUGGCCAUUGCUGUUGCUUUCGACAACUCAUUCAGGGGUUUGAGGAACUAGCUUUUCUGAAGCUCAGUGAAAAAACACUGAGGUAUCCUGGGGAUAAAUCCAUCUCGUUUUCUUUUGGUUUUGGGAGCCCAACCCAAGAAUCAAAUAACUUUCCUAAGGAUUUCCAGGAGAAAACAUCUUCCUACCAAAGAAGAACCUUACCAUUGGAAAAACACCUCCUCGUAAUUUGCAAAAACCCCAGUUUUCUGGGAAGUGAUAAUCUUGUCAUGAGAACCAAAGAUAAAGUUGGAGAUAAUGAGGGAGUGGUUACAUAGGAAAUAUGUGGUCAUUACUCUGACCAAUUAUUAAAUCACUUUCUUCAUAUGACAUAAUUUUUAACAGCUUCUUAACUAAACCACAGUGCAGGUAAGAGAGUUACAAGAUGGCUUCUUCCUUGAGUCACAGUCAUCCCCCGCCCACACCAGGGCCUAGCAAGAAUGACUUAGGUCACCCUUAUUUCCUGGCUACUUGGAGGAGCUGGAUUUCCCAGUUUACAAAUCUCAGCUUCCUGGGAUUCUGCUCUGAUAAAAUCUAAAUUGUAUUUU